AUUGUCAAACUUGGUGUAUCGUCAAUUCGACGACUCAUAACGGAGUCUGAAUACUUUUCUUCUCAUUUUGUUUCCGCUUCUUCUCUUCUCCUCUCACCGUCGACGACGUCGUUUCGUUUUCGCUCCUCCACAGAUCUACGGCGAAACCACCGUUUCCGAUUGAUCUUCUUCCGGCGAACCUCUUCGUCGGUGAAAUUGGAAGUUGAUACACUGGAUCGGAGAUGCCGGUGGCUGCUUCCGCUGUUUACUUCUUGAACCUCCGUGGUGACGUUCUCAUCAAUCGUCUCUAUCGUGACGAUGUCGGGGGAAAUAUGGUUGAUGCUUUUCGGACGCAUAUAAUGCAAACGAAAGAACUUGGUACCUGUCCUGUGAAGCAGAUUGGUGGAUGCUCUUUCUUUUACAUGAGGAUCAGCAAUGUCUAUAUUGUGAUUGUUGUCAGUACCAAUGCUAAUGUAGCUUGUGCUUUCAAGUUUGUUGUAGAGGCUGUUGCACUAUUCAAAUCAUAUUUUGGUGGCGCUUUUGACGAGGAUGCAAUUCGCAACAAUUUUGUACUCAUUUAUGAGCUUCUAGAUGAAAUCAUGGACUUUGGUUAUCCACAAAAUCUUUCACCGGAGAUCUUAAAGCUUUAUAUCACUCAAGAAGGAGUCCGUUCCCCUUUUUCAUCCAAGGCAUCAGAGAGGCCUGUUCCAAAUGCGACGUUACAAGUUACGGGUGCUGUUGGUUGGCGGAGAGAAGGCCUUGUAUACAAAAAGAAUGAGGUGUUCCUAGAUAUUGUGGAGAGUGUGAAUCUUCUUAUGUCGUCAAAAGGCGUUGUUCUGCGCUGUGAUGUAACGGGGAAGAUUCUUAUGAAGUGCUUUCUAUCUGGAAUGCCUGAUUUGAAGUUGGGUUUGAAUGACAAGAUUGGCCUUGAGAAAGAGUCACAACUUAAAUCACGCCCUACUAAAAGUGGCAAAACUAUUGAGCUUGAUGACGUCACUUUCCAUCAAUGUGUAAAUUUGACGAGGUUCAACUCGGAGAAGACUGUUAGUUUUGUGCCUCCAGAUGGUGAAUUUGAACUGAUGAAGUAUCGUAUCACUGAGGGUGUUAAUCUUCCCUUCAAAGUAUUGCCAACCAUCAAGGAACUUGGUCGAACACGGAUGGAAGUAAAUGUUAAGGUAAAGAGUGUCUUUGGUGCAAAGAUGUUUGCACUAGGGGUUGUUGUCAAAAUUCCUGUGCCAAAACAAACAGCAAAAACGAGUUUCACAGUCACAUCCGGUCGAGCAAAAUAUAAUGCAGCUAUUGAUUGUUUAGUUUGGAAGAUAAGAAAAUUUCCUGGGCAAACUGAGCCAACUUUGAGCGCAGAAAUUGAACUUAUUUCUACGAUGACUGAAAAGAAAUCAUGGACUAGACCACCUAUUCAGAUGGAGUUUCAGGUUCCCAUGUUCACAGCAUCUGGUUUACGUGUCCGUUUUCUUAAGGUGUGGGAAAAGAGUGGGUACAACACUGUUGAAUGGGUUCGCUAUAUCACAAAAGCAGGAUCAUACGAGAUUAGGUGCUAGACACAUUGGGAUUGCUUGGUUUCAAACUUCAGGGAUUAAUUGGUGGAGAUUGAUGUAAUCUCAAAUAAUUAAAGGUGCAGUUCAAUCUAGGUAUCCCGUUAUUGCAGGGUUUUUUUUAAGGUUGAGGUGUUUUUCAUUCAUUAUAUUUUGCGUGUGAAAAAUCAGUUUAAUAUUUUUGGUUUCGAAAGCCAUCUUGUUAAUGGAAACAUAAAUUGAUUCUCUCUAUAUCCCCUGUACACAAUGUAUUGUAUUUUAAUGAUAAUGUUUAUUGAGUGAUGCAUUCUGUAAUUUUUGUCACA
Messenger RNA from Medicago truncatula (barrel medic), 1837 nucleotides. RefSeq names its product AP-2 complex subunit mu. The transcript is spliced from 13 exons. The record is from RefSeq and is a predicted model, not a curated record. Gene Ontology annotation, cellular component: clathrin adaptor complex. NCBI's taxonomy places the organism in Eukaryota, Viridiplantae, Streptophyta, Magnoliopsida, Fabales, Fabaceae. Gene Ontology annotation, biological process: intracellular protein transport; vesicle-mediated transport. Bases 222 to 1538 code for a protein of 438 amino acids.